AUGGAACAGAAAGGUUUGUUGUUAUCAGCGCUUAGCGUUGGUGUUGGAGUUGGAGUCGGCCUUGGUUUGGCUUCUGGACAAACCAAAUGGGGAGCUAAUACUUCUGCCUCCAACGCCAUCACGCCGGAGAAAAUCGAACACGAAAUGCUUCGACUUGUUGUUGAUGGAAGAGAAAGCAAUGUCACUUUUGACAAUUUCCCUUAUUAUCUCAGUGAGAAGACAAGGGUGUUGCUGACAAGUGCUGCCUAUGUCCAUUUAAAGCAUGCAGAGGUUUCUAAAUAUACACGGAAUCUCGCACCUGCAAGCCGGACUAUUCUGCUCUCAGGGCCAGCCGAGCUUUACCAACAGGUGCUUGCCAAGGCUUUAGCUCACUACUUUGAGGCCAAGUUGCUUCUGUUCGAUGUAACUGACUUUUCUUUGAAGAUUCAAAGUAGAUAUGGCUCUUCCAACAACGAAAUUUCUUUCAAAAGAUCUACUUCGGACACAACUUUAGCUCGGUUAUCUGACCUAUUUGGUUCGUUUUCAAUCUUUCCACCGAGAGAAGAGACUAGAGUUGCAGGUAGAAUGAAAAAGCAACACAGUGGCGUAGACCUUAAACGAAUGGAGGCGGAAGGAACUUAUACUCCUAAUAAACUUCGUAGGAAUGCAUCAGCCUCUGCAAAUAUUAGCAGCCUUGGUUCGCAAAGCAAUUCUACAAGCUCAGCUCCCGGGAAGCACAUGGCCAACUGGUCUUUUGAUGAAAAGCUUCUUAUACAGACUCUUUACAAGGCUCUAGUUUAUGUGUCAAAAACCUAUCCCAUUGUUCUAUAUCUGCGGGAUGUUGAUAAGCUGUUGUGUAGAUCACAGAGGAUAUGUAAACUAUUCCAGACAAUGUUAACGAAAUUAUCCGGACCGAUUUUGAUUCUUGGUUCAAGGGUUUUGGAUUCUGGUAAUGAAUGCGAAGAAGUGGAUGAGAUGCUUAGCCCCCUCUUCCCUUACAACAUAGAAAUCAGCCCACCAGAAGAUGAGUCUCGUCUUGUCAGCUGGAAGUCUCAAUUUGAAGCAGAUAUGAAGAGGAUACAGAUUCAGGAUAACAAGAACCAUAUCAUGGAAGUGCUUGCAGCCAAUGAUCUUGAUUGUCAUGACCUGGAUUCCAUCUGUGUAGCAGACACAAUGGUUCUCAGUAACUAUAUAGAAGAGAUUGUUGUGUCAGCAAUUUCCUAUCAUUUAAUGAAUAACAAAGAGCCUGAAUACAGAAAUGGGAAACUGGUUAUUCCAUGCAAUAGCUUGUCCCAUGCUCUGGGUAUAUUCCACGAGGGAAAACUCAGUGGAAGAGAUACAUUAAAACUAGAAGCUCAAGCAGUUACAUCUGAGCAGAGAGAGGAAGGAGCUGUUGUGAAACCAGAAGAAAAGUCUGAAAAUCCUGCUCCUGGUAUAAAGACUGAAAAUCCUGCUCCUGGUGUAAAGACCGAAACAGAAAUACUAACUUCGGUGGGCAAAACUGAUGGUGAAAAUUCCGUUCCUGCAACCAAAGCUGAAGUUCCUCCUGAUAAUGAGUUUGAGAAGCGAAUAAGGCCUGAAGUAAUACCAGCAAAUGAAAUUGGGGUAACAUUCUCCGAUAUUGGUGCCUUAGAAGAGACUAAAGAGUCACUUCAAGAACUAGUAAUGCUUCCCCUUCGAAGGCCAGACCUUUUUGAUGGGGGCCUUUUAAAGCCUUGUAGAGGAAUAUUGCUAUUUGGGCCGCCUGGAACAGGAAAAACAAUGCUGGCAAAGGCCAUUGCAAACGAGGCUGGAGCAAGUUUCAUUAAUGUAUCCAUGUCUACCAUCACCUCUAAAUGGUUUGGUGAAGAUGAGAAGAAUGUUCGUGCUUUAUUCACACUAGCAGCCAAGGUCUCCCCAACUAUUAUAUUUGUUGAUGAGGUGGAUAGUAUGCUUGGGCAGCGGACAAGAGUCGGGGAACAUGAAGCCAUGCGGAAAAUAAAGAAUGAAUUUAUGACCAAUUGGGAUGGACUUACCUCAAAACCGUCGGAUCGCAUCCUUGUCCUGGCUGCAACCAAUAGGCCCUUUGACUUGGAUGAGGCAAUUAUUAGACGAUUUGAAAGGAGGAUUAUGGUUGCAUUACCAUCUGUGGCGAACAGGGAAAAUAUAUUGAGGACCCUUUUGGCUAAAGAGAAGGUGGACAAUAGACUUGAUUUUAAGGAAAUCGCAACUAUGACAGAAGGAUACAGCGGAAGCGAUCUAAAGAACUUAUGCACAACCGCUGCUUAUAGACCUGUUAGAGAGUUAAUUCAGCAAGAGUUAAAAAAGGAUUCGGAGAAAAAGAAGAAAGAUGCCGAAGGAAAAAAUAGCCAAGAUGUUCAUGAUGCAGAGGAGGAAGUUAAACAGGAAAGAGUUAUUACCCUUAGGCCUUUGAAUAUGGAGGACUUCAAAGUGGCAAAGAAUCAGGUUGCCGCAAGCUUUGCAGCUGAAGGGGCUGGAAUGAAUGACUUGAAGCAGUGGAAUGACCUUUAUGGGGAAGGUGGUUCAAGGAAGAAAGAACAAUUAUCUUAUUUCCUAUGA
Molecule: messenger RNA, 2538 nt
Organism: Vicia faba (fava bean)
Lineage: Eukaryota; Viridiplantae; Streptophyta; Magnoliopsida; Fabales; Fabaceae
Source: the annotation of a GenBank genome assembly